AUGGACAACGCGACAUCGCCCGCUUCGUCUUCCUCGACUGUCAAGUGCUCCAUCUGCAUGGACGACGUCUCCGAUGACUGUGGCCGUACUGUCGUCAGGCUUCGCUGCUCUCACUCGUUUCAUCUCGAUUGCAUCGGUUCUGCAUUCAAUGUAAAAGGUGUCAUGGAAUGCCCGAAUUGCCGUGAGAUUGAGAAUGGUGUAUGGAGGUGUUUUGAGAAUGGUAGCCCUGAGCCUGACUUAUAUGAGGGGAUGGAUGAGGAGCCUGUGGAUUUCAUUGACAUGGGAAAUGGAACUUUUGUACGUCACUAUAUUUGGGAAACAAGGUUACCAUCACCUGGCUAUGAGAAUUUCGUUGACCCCUAUGCCGUCUUUGAUGGUAAUCCUAAUACCAGCCAUCAAUUGAAUGGCCCUCCUGUACACAAUGGGGUAUUUACUUCUCGGGUUAACUGGAGAUGUGAUCCUUUCAUAUGUGAUACCUAUAUCAAUUCGUUUUCAAGGGGUGACCAUACCAGUGGUGCUAAUUGGGCUUCAGUUAGAUCUGCAACCUUGAGUGCUGGGCUUGAUUUUCAUGCUAUGCCAAAUGAACCAUUUGUUCCUCGAAUCAUUGAGCAUGGGAUGUGUGUUCAAACUGCUACUGAAUCUCCAUUUGGUUUGGGUUAUCAAGGAAGCAAUGAUCCAGUUUAUUCCAACUUACGAAGGAUGCAGCAGACACUAACCAAUUCCUUUUCAUCUGCUGCGGACACUUACAUGAGAAGAUCAAAUGGAUUGAGGGGCUAG
Prunus armeniaca (apricot) is the source of this 777-nucleotide messenger RNA. The record is from the annotation of a GenBank genome assembly. NCBI's taxonomy places the organism in Eukaryota, Viridiplantae, Streptophyta, Magnoliopsida, Rosales, Rosaceae.